CCUGCCUAAUUUUAUUAAAAAAUAAAGAAAAAAAAAGAAGAAUGACUGGAAGAAAUCAGAUUCAGAUUUAAGCUGAGAUUCAGACAGGAACAUGGAAGUUGACCCAAGCUGGGGUAACAGUAGUACGAUUCAGACUCACCUAAUAAACUCGGACAAGGAAGUAUUUGGCUUUGGGUACAUAUUUGAUUCAUCGGAUCAAUCGAAGGAGACGCGGAUGAACGGAAUUGUUUUGAGCAGUUAAGAGAAAAACAGGAGGAGGGUGGAAGAGAAGUUGAGAAAUGGAGGGAUGGAGAAACGCGUUUCGGGAGGUGUCGAAUUCAAAACCUCUCUUCUUGACUAUCUAUGGAACGGUCAUAGUAGGAGUCCUAGUCUCUGCAUUUUAUGUCUUCUCCGCCAUUUACUCUCCCGUUACUAACUCCUCUUCUUGGUUCUCCUCUAACAUUUCUUCUAAUUUUCAUAACAAAAGUCAACUGCAAAGUUUUUCUGAACCAAAUGCAACCGUGGUACCUACACCUACAUUGCAGCUUCAAGGAAAAUGGUUGAGACCUAUCUGGGAGGCUCCCCCACCGACUGAGAAAAUGCCACCUCUAGAGACCUUUAAACUGACAAAAGAACUUGUCGAGGAGAGGGUGAAAGAUAACGUUAUAAUAGUGACCUUUGGUAACUUUGCUUUUAUGGAUUUCAUCCUUACUUGGGUCAAACACUUGACAGAUUUGGGGCUUUCUAAUCUUCUUGUCGGUGCAAUGGACACGAAGCUGUUGCAGGCUUUAUAUUUGAAAGGCAUUCCAGUUUUUGAUAUGGGCAGCCAUAUGAGCACAGUAGAUGUUGGAUGGGGUUCCCCAACCUUUCAUAAAAUGGGGCGAGAAAAAGUUAUUCUCAUAGAUGCUAUUCUCCCCUUUGGUUUUGAGCUAUUGAUGUGUGAUACGGACAUGGUGUGGCUAAAGAAUCCACUUCCAUAUCUUGCUCGGUACCCGGAUGCAGAUGUCCUAACUUCAAGUGAUCAAGUUGUACCAACAGUUGUCGAUGACAGGUUGGACGUUUGGCAACAAGUUGGUGCUGCAUACAAUAUUGGAAUUUUCCACUGGCGGCCAACAGAAGCUGCAAAAAAGUUGGCAAAAGAGUGGAAAGAAAUGCUUCUGGCAGAUGAAAAAAUAUGGGAUCAAAACGGUUUCAAUGAUAUUGUCCGCAGGCAGCUAGGACCAUCUCUUGAUGGGGAUAGUGGGCUUGUAUAUGCAUAUGAUGGAAAUCUCAAGCUUGGAAUUUUGCCUGCAAGUAUAUUUUGCAGUGGACAUACUUAUUUUGUGCAGACUUCUGAUGUAGAGUUAUACUACUUGGCGAGUUGA
Messenger RNA from Carica papaya (papaya), 1343 nucleotides. NCBI's taxonomy places the organism in Eukaryota, Viridiplantae, Streptophyta, Magnoliopsida, Brassicales, Caricaceae. The record is from RefSeq and is a predicted model, not a curated record.